CUCUCAAUAAAGUAUAGCCAUGGAUUCCAUGGAACAUCCUCCACCUUCUCGCCUCAUUUGCCCUUCCUUACGAGCCCAAAACAGUAUUUUUAACAAUAGAAACUAUAAAACAAUUAAAGGAAAGUUUUUUGAGAUGAUUGACAAUUCUUAUUUCUCGCACAGCGUAUCUCCACAUCAUCACCACCGCCUUGACCCCUUAUAUUGGUGCAACAACAAAGAAUCAGAAGAUGAGCCUUCUUGGUGUGUUGUCUGUCAGUGUAAGGAAUCCAGUACAACCUAUUACUUUUGCAAUGAAUGUAACGUAUCCUACCACAAAGAAUGCGUCGAGUCUCCCCCUCUAAUCAAAUCUCCUCACCACCCUAAACACCAUCUCCAACUUAUCCUGCAUAUACAGUGUUUUACUCAAGUCAUUUCAACGCAUUGCAUAUGUAAUUGUUCGUACUGUGGAUCAAGUUGUAGAGGUAAACUUACAACAUUAUUUUACUACUGUUUUAUUUGUGAGUUUAGUUUGGAUCCUGUUUGCGCAGUAAAACCCUCAUUUCUAAACUACCAAAAAAGGCAUGAGCAUACUCUAAACUACUUUCCCAGAAAAACUGAUUUGAUAUGUGACGUUUGUGGGUUUGUUGAUAGCAAAUCUCUCAUCUACGUGUGUCUUCAAUGUGAUUUUGUUGUACACAGAAAUUGCAUUUACUUUCCGUUUGUCAUAAAAAUAUCCCGUCAUAACCACCGUCUCUCUUUUACAUACUCUCCUCUUAAAGUAUUAUUGUCUUGUGGAGUUUGUCGUCAAAAGAUAGACGAAAAUUAUGGAAAAUAUUGUUGCACGAAAAAUUGCACUUACGUAGUGCAUUCGAAGUGUGCAAUUCGGAAAGAUGUGUGGGAUGGAAUAGAGCUCGAGGAAGUAGCAGAAGAAGAAGAAGAAGAAUCUGAAAAUCUCAAUUCUUUUGAAGUGAUAGGUGAUGGAAUUAUAAAACAUUUUAGCCAUUCACAUCACAUGAGGUUUGAAAAAAGGACCACUGGCUUGUUGUAUGAUGAAAAUAAGCGAUGUCAAGCAUGCGUACUUCCAUUUUAUGGUGAUGAUGUUUACAACUGUGUGGACUCCAAGUGUGAUUUUGUACUUCAUGAAGCAUGUGCAAAUCUUCCUCGGAGAAAAAAUCAUGUGGCACAUCUCUAUCCAUUUAUUCUACAAGUGAGUGACAACAAAAAUUUCUAUUGUGGAUGUUGUAGUCGUUUUUCGAAUGGUUUCAGAUAUGUGUGUUCUAAAGGGGAUGAGACUAUAAGUUUAGACGUGCGAUGUGCUGCAAUAUCUGAGCCAUUCGACCAUCAGUCUCACCCACAUCCUUUGUUUCUAAGUAAUGAACUUGGAAAAUACAGAUCAUGCUCAAUGUGCGGAAAAAAGAGUAUUCGAACUUUAAAUUGUAUCGAAUAUUGUGAUUUCUCAUUGUGCUUCUAUUGUGCUACACUCCCAUAUAUAGUGAGAUCUGAGCAUGAUGAACAUUUCCUCACCCUUUCUUACGAAGAGAAUGCAAGUCUCAAAUGGUGUGAGGUCUGUGAGGAAACAUUAGAUUCACACAAAUGGUUGUAUACAUGUAACGAAUGUGCGGUCGCAUUCCAUAUUGCAUGUUUGCUAGGGAAAUGUGCAUUUUAUGUCAAGCCUGCACAGAAUCUCUUGUACAAUGGUGAAACAAAGAUUAAUAUAACUUUGAGCAAUGGUCUCACUCGGCCCAUCUGCACACAAUGUCAAAAACGUUGCCAAGAUAAAUUAGUGGUCCAGUUCUUGGAUGAUUAUGAUGGAGAAGUUAUAUCUUGUUAUCGUCAUUGGGAAGUGAACCGGACUAAAUCACAGGAAUUCGAACGUUGGUGGAGGAAAAAGUAACAACCAAGUUGACAUGUUCUGGUUGAUAUUUAAGGCCUUCUGGGUAUGUAUUAUAAAAAGAAAAAGAAGAUUACGUAUUGUAAUAUUGUGUGUUGUU
Messenger RNA from Brassica oleracea var. oleracea, 1970 nucleotides. RefSeq lists its product as uncharacterized. The record is from RefSeq and is a predicted model, not a curated record. NCBI's taxonomy places the organism in Eukaryota, Viridiplantae, Streptophyta, Magnoliopsida, Brassicales, Brassicaceae. The transcript has a single exon. Bases 20 to 1873 code for a protein of 617 amino acids.